AUGGACAAGAACUGUCGAAGGAGGAGAUCCAGCAAAAAGAGCAAGACAGGUUGUCGAACCUGUCGAUUGCGCCAUGUAAAAUGUGAUGAAACUCCAGGCAUGUGCCAGCGCUGCACAUCCACGGGCAGAAAGUGUGAUGGAUAUGACGCAGAGCGACUACCCAACCGACGAACUACUGCCACAUUGACCGAGUUAGCACCGGAUAUUGCUCGUCGCUUUAGGUGGAAGUUGACUUCCGAUGAGCAACGUUGUAUCUCAUUCUUUCAGAACCGAAUUGGACCAUCCAUAGUCGCCUAUUUUGACUGCGUUCUGUGGCAACGGCUUGUCCUCCAACUUAGCCAGGUCGAGCCGGCUGCCUUUCAUGCGCUCGUCGCGUUUAGUGCUGUCUAUGCGGAUUAUGAAGCCAGAGGUAUACCUGUUGAUAAGGAUGAUAUGGAUAAUACUUUGCAACGAUUUGCACUCGACCAGUGUGCGAGAGCGUACAGGUGGUUGAACUCACGCUCUGCUUCCCAGGAUCCCGGGUUCCGCGAUAUCAUGCUAGUAUGUUGCGUGCUAUUCAUCAUGGUAGAAUGGAUGCGCGGACAGUAUGACACUGCCACCAUACACCUGAAGAAUGGGCUCCGGAUACUGGAAGAUGACCAGACCUUGACGGCAGCAACUGCCGCAUUCAGCUCCGUCUUUGGGCAAUGUCUAGGCGAAUCACUUGCCUCCCUGAAAGUCCAAUCAACUUAUUUUGGCAUCGAAGAGCCAACACAACCACAAUCUCCGAAGAGCUCCGACCCUGGGACCCCAGUUCUCGAUGAUAAGGUUUUUCACAGCCUUCUUGAUGCGCGUCUGACGUUUGAGCCGUUGAUGGGCGAGAUUUUUCAAUUUCAUUUAUUCACCUCCCGCCUCUCCGAGGAACACAUCAGUUUCAACUACAGUCAACUGUCCGACAUACAAUUCGAGCUCUCCUCCCGACUGAACCGAUUCUCCAUCGCACUUGAGUCCUUCCGCCUAUCUUCCUUCCAUCAACUCAGCCUCAAUGCUCAACGAAGCCUGCACACCAUGCAGUUGCACCAACAAGUACUUUCCAUUGUCGUACAUGUCUCCCUCAUCGCCAACGAACACGAUGCUUUAGACUUCUACAGUUCCUCUUUCGAGCACGCACUGUCUCUUGCAGAAUCUAUCAUCGCUAGCUUUGCUGAUCGUCCUAGUGUCUGUCUUGACAUGGGCGUCAUCCUCCCACUCUCCUUCGUUGCAACAAGAUGCCGUGAGCCCGAUAUACGUGCGCGUGCAUUGGAAGUCCUUCGCUCCUGGCCGCAUCGUGAGGGCCCCUGGGAAUCCUCUUUCAUCGCCGACUGUGCUUCAAGACCAUGGAACUCGGGAGAUCCGUUUCUAGCUAUGCUGCCUUAA
Aspergillus niger is the source of this 1395-nucleotide messenger RNA. RefSeq lists its product as uncharacterized. The record is from RefSeq and is a predicted model, not a curated record. NCBI's taxonomy places the organism in Eukaryota, Fungi, Ascomycota, Eurotiomycetes, Eurotiales, Aspergillaceae. The coding region runs from base 1 to 1395 and encodes 464 amino acids. The transcript has 2 exons. Gene Ontology annotation, molecular function: DNA-binding transcription factor activity, RNA polymerase II-specific; zinc ion binding. Gene Ontology annotation, biological process: regulation of DNA-templated transcription.